GUAUACGAUGUAGAUUAGUUUGUAUUUCAUACACUUUUUAUUGUUUCUCUGUUUUUUGUUGUGUUUAUUUUUACCGUGUUGCAACCAUGUUUAGUAUUAUGCCGCGAGGCUCCUAUCUAGAUGAACGCAUUUCGAAGACCUACUCUAAGGACGUGCUGCUGUCUACUUGGCAAGAACGACGUGGCGGCAAUUAUAAGCCAAACGAUUGCAUUGUCCCGGGAUUGGCGCGAGUGAAUGCCUGUGAGCUGCAUGACAGCGAGUUUCAGUCUAGUUUUACUAUCCCGGUGGAUCCGGAAGAGCAUGGCGAGGGCACACGCAAUUUCCUUGAGCGACGCCAUCAAAUGCUGCUAAAUUGGAUGCUAAAUAGCAAAUCGCAAGUUAAGUUUCCGCUCACCAAGGAGCUUAAGUAUAACUAUACGACCACCACAAAGAUAUUCUAUGAUAUACUGCCGCAACAGCGGCUGGACGAGUGCCUCAAGGCCGCGGCAGUAAGUGGUAAGCCGGGUGUACCGCUGCCUCUUAAAGAAGUUGACCUAUUGAAGAGCUACGGCAAUCGCAAUGUAACGGGCAAGAACUGCGAAAAGAAAGAGGAAAUGGCGCUCUACAGUCGCCAGAGGAUGCAGACCACAUAUGCGGCAACUUACGACCUGGCGUCGCAGAUAUUCAAAUGGCAGCCGUCGCUAUAUGAUGUAUAAGAAUUAAGCAAUAACAAAAUUGUAUACAAGUGUAGCUAAAUUGGCAAUGCGAUGCUGUUGUAAGUUCUCUGCUCAUUGGCAACGGCAUUGUGUUGAUCUCUUUUCUUGUUUCGCCUGUGGCCAAUGUGGCGAUGGUACGGUUAUAGUUGCAGCUUA
Drosophila busckii is the source of this 851-nucleotide messenger RNA. RefSeq lists its product as uncharacterized. The record is from RefSeq and is a predicted model, not a curated record. The transcript is spliced from 2 exons. Bases 87 to 695 code for a protein of 202 amino acids. NCBI's taxonomy places the organism in Eukaryota, Metazoa, Arthropoda, Insecta, Diptera, Drosophilidae.